This is a messenger RNA of Kogia breviceps (pygmy sperm whale), 2863 nucleotides long. Lineage: Eukaryota; Metazoa; Chordata; Mammalia; Artiodactyla; Physeteridae. The record is from RefSeq and is a predicted model, not a curated record.
AUGCCUGCCCAGUGGGGCAGAAGCGAUUGUUCCUGCGGAGGUCGUGAACUUGGGCCGCCGGGGCUCACUGGCAACUUGUUGUGCGCAGUUCUCAAUGGAGCCCCGGACCCAUGGGGCUCCGGGCCCGCCCGCUUUUUUUUUUUUUUUUUCUUUGCUUUUUCUCUCUUUUUUCAGUGUGUGAACUUGAAGCGGAAAGCAGACAGGCGCUUCGCAUACUUCGGCGCCAGCUGCCUCCCCUUCACACUUAAAAGUGGGAGCAGAGGACCCGCUUUGCUGACACUGAGAAGCAGGCCAGACACCCCGGAGCAGAUGAGCAAUGACCCAGCAGAAGGCAGCCUGGACUCCUGCAAAGCAGCAGGUUUGACAGAUGAAAAAGUGAAGGCAUAUCUUUCUCUUCACCCCCAGGUGUUAGAUGAAUUUGUGUCUGAAAGUGUUAGUGCAGAGACUGUAGAAAAAUGGCUGAAGAGGAAAAACAACAAACCAGAAGAUGAAUCGUCUCCUAAGGAAGUCAGCAGGUAUCAAGAUACAAAUAUGCAGGGAGUUGUGUACGAACUAAACAGCUAUAUAGAACAACGGUUGGAUACAGGAGGAGACAACCAGCUACUCCUCUAUGAAUUGAGCAGCAUCAUUAAAAUUGCCACAAAAGCUGAUGGAUUUGCACUGUAUUUCCUUGGAGAGUGUAAUAAUAGCCUUUGUGUGUUUACCCCACCUGGAAUCAAGGAAGGAAAACCCAGGCUCACCCCUGCUGGGCCCAUUGCCCAGGGCACCACCACCUCUGCCUACGUGGCCAAGUCCAGAAAAACGUUGCUAGUAGAAGACAUCCUUGGGGAUGAACGAUUUCCAAGAGGUACCGGACUGGAAUCAGGGACGCGUAUCCAGUCUGUUCUUUGUUUGCCAAUUGUCACGGCAAUCGGUGAUUUGAUCGGCAUCCUUGAGCUGUACCGGCACUGGGGCAAAGAAGCCUUCUGUCUGAGUCAUCAGGAGGUUGCAACAGCAAAUCUUGCCUGGGCUUCAGUAGCCAUACAUCAGGUUCAGGUAUGCAGAGGUCUCGCCAAACAGACUGAAUUGAAUGACUUUCUGCUCGACGUUUCAAAAACGUACUUUGAUAACAUAGUUGCGAUAGAUUCUCUACUUGAACACAUAAUGAUAUAUGCAAAAAACCUGGUGAAUGCCGAUCGUUGCGCCCUUUUCCAGGUGGACCAUAAGAACAAGGAGUUAUAUUCAGACCUUUUUGAUAUCGGAGAGGAAAAGGAAGGAAAACCUGUCUUCAAGAAGACCAAAGAAAUAAGAUUUUCAAUUGAGAAAGGAAUUGCUGGUCAAGUAGCAAGAACAGGGGAAGUCCUGAACAUUCCAGAUGCCUAUGCUGACCCACGCUUUAACAGAGAGGUGGACCUGUACACAGGCUACACGACCCGGAACAUCCUGUGUAUGCCCAUCGUGAGUCGGGGCAGCGUGAUCGGCGUGGUGCAGAUGGUGAACAAGAUCAGCGGCAGUGCCUUCUCUAAGACGGACGAAAACAACUUCAAAAUGUUUGCUGUCUUCUGUGCUUUAGCCUUACACUGUGCCAAUAUGUAUCAUAGAAUUCGUCAUUCAGAGUGCAUUUACCGGGUCACCAUGGAGAAGCUGUCCUAUCACAGCAUUUGUACUGCAGAGGAAUGGCAAGGCCUCAUGCAUUUCAACCUUCCCGCCCGUCUUUGCAAAGAAAUUGAAUUGUUCCACUUUGACAUUGGUCCCUUUGAAAACAUGUGGCCUGGAAUUUUCGUCUACAUGGUCCACCGGUCCUGUGGGACAGCCUGCUUUGAGCUUGACAAGUUGUGUCGUUUUAUCAUGUCUGUGAAGAAAAACUAUCGUCGGGUCCCUUACCACAACUGGAAGCACGCGGUCACGGUGGCACACUGCAUGUACGCCAUACUCCAGAACAACCACGGGCUCUUCAGUGAACUCGAGCGCAAGGGACUGCUAAUUGCGUGUCUGUGCCAUGACCUGGACCACAGGGGCUUCAGUAACAGCUACCUGCAGAAAUUCGACCACCCCCUCGCAGCGCUAUACUCCACGUCGACCAUGGAGCAACACCACUUCUCCCAGACCGUUUCCAUCCUUCAGUUGGAGGGGCACAAUAUCUUCUCCACCCUGAGCUCCAGUGAAUAUGAACAGGUGCUUGAGAUCAUCCGCAAAGCCAUCAUUGCCACAGACCUUGCGUUAUACUUUGGAAACAGGAAACAGUUGGAAGAGAUGUGCCAGGCCGGAUCGCUAAACCUUAAUAAUCAAUCACAUAGAGACCGUGUCAUUGGUUUGAUGAUGACUGCCUGUGAUCUUUGUUCUGUGACAAAGCUGUGGCCAGUAACAAAACUGACGGCAAACGAUAUAUAUGCAGAAUUCUGGGCUGAGGGUGAUGAAAUGAAGAAGCUGGGAAUACAGCCUAUUCCCAUGAUGGACAGAGACAAGAAGGACGAAGUCCCGCAAGGCCAGCUCGGAUUCUACAAUGCCGUGGCCAUUCCCUGCUACACGACUCUCACCCAGAUCUUCCCGCCUACAGAGCCUCUCCUGAAAGCCUGCAGGGAUAACCUGAGCCAGUGGGAGAAGGUGAUCCGAGGGGAGGAGAGUGCCGUGUGGAUCUCGAACCCGCCGGCGGCCCAGGGGACCUCGGAGAAGCUGCCCGUGAAGAUCGAUGACUGAUGGCCUCCCCUGACCCCUUCCACCUGAAGAUGUUAAUCCUGCUUCUUUGACUUUUCUUCCUUUUAUUUUUGUGGGGGGAACCUACACCUGGUAAUGGGAUGCAGACCUCUUCAAGAAGGUACCAUUAAGUAAACACAUCCAGCAGACGGCUCCCUGCCGGCCUCCUCAACUGCGUCACAGACGGUGA